CCUCAUAUAUAUACACCCUGGAGAUGAAUCCUUCCCACUGUCAUCGGCCACUGCUGCAGUCCUCGACUCUCUGUCUUGUCAUAGGCUGUGAAGAUAAGACACCACCAACAUGUCUGAGAAGAAAAUGUCCUCGAGCCGCAGGCAUCAUCUGAAGAGUUUGAUGCUGCAGAUCGCAGCCAACUGGAUUGAAAAGGAGAAAAAAGAGAUUGCAGCCACCAAAGAGGCUUACAUGGCUGAGCAUUGUCCAGCACCCAGCCUUAGUGGAGACCAGGCUGCCCUCAUGGAAACCUGCAAAAAGCUACACGCCCUCAUCGACAAAGUGGAUGAAGAGAGGUACGACCUGGAGGCCAAAGUGGGCAAGGCUGACAAAGAGAUUGAUGACCUGAAGAUCAAAGUGGUCGACUUGGCCGGAGUGAAGAAACCUGCUCUGAAGAAAGUUCGUAUGUCAGCUGACGCCAUGCUGAAAGCUCUGCUUGGCUCCAAACAUACAGUCAAUAUGGACCUGAGGGCCAACCUGAAGCAGGUCAAGAAGGAGGUCAAAGAGGAGCCUUCAGAGGCGGUCGGUGACUGGCGUAAGAACAUUGAGGACAAAGCUGAUAGGAAGAAGAUGUUUGAGACUUUUGCUGUGCCUGAACCAAGCAUGAAACGACAACAAAUAAGGGGAAAGAAGAUGACAUCAAGCCGUAGGCAUCAUCUGAAGAGUUUGAUGUUGCAGAUCGCUGCUAACUGGCUGGAGCAGGAAGCCAACGAAAUUGCAGCUGCCAAAGAAGCCUACAUGGCUGAGAAAUGUGCUGCUCCCGACCUGAGUGGAGACCAGGCAGCUCUGAUGGAAAUCUGCAAAAAAUUGCACCAGGCCCUCGACAAGAUUGAUGAGGACAGAUAUGAUGCCGAGGCCAAAGUGGAAAAGACAGACAAAGAGAUCGCAGAGCUGAAGCUGAAAGUGGUUGAGCUGGCUGGAGUGAAGAAACCAGCACUGAAGAAAGUGCGUAUGUCAGCGGACGCCAUGCUGCAGGCUCUGCUGGGAGGAAAGCACAAGGUGACCAUGGACCUGAGAGCCAACCUGAAGCAGGUCAAGAAGGAGGUCAAAGAGGAGGCUGCUGAGGGUGUCGGCGACUGGCGUAAGAACAUUGAGGACAAAGCUGACAGGAAGAAGAUGUUCGAGACUUCCUAAAGACUUCAAUGCCUC
This is a messenger RNA of Scatophagus argus, 1186 nucleotides long. RefSeq names its product troponin I, cardiac muscle-like. NCBI's taxonomy places the organism in Eukaryota, Metazoa, Chordata, Actinopteri, Scatophagidae. Gene Ontology annotation, biological process: muscle contraction. The coding region runs from base 110 to 1171 and encodes 353 amino acids. The record is from RefSeq and is a predicted model, not a curated record. Gene Ontology annotation, cellular component: troponin complex. The transcript is spliced from 13 exons.